CCCGGUGCCCGCCCCCGGCCCUCGGCCCGGCCGCCCGCCCCGCCAGCCCGCGGGCCUCGCCUGUGUCCUGCCGUCUGUCCGGCGCCAGGGGGAACCGGGGCAGAGGCGGCGGUUGCUGCCCUCGCUCUCCUGCUUGCUACUCACCAAAAUGGCGAACUUCACCCCAGUCGAUGGUAGCUCCAGCAACCAGUCUGUGCGACUGGUCACGUCAGCCCAUAACCGCUACGAGACGGUGGAGGUGGUCUUCAUCGCCACGGUCACGGGCUCGCUAAGCCUGGUGACCGUGGUGGGCAACAUUCUGGUGAUGCUCUCCAUCAAGGUCAACAGGCAGCUGCAGACGGUCAACAACUACUUCCUGUUCAGCCUGGCCUGCGCUGACCUCAUCAUUGGCGCCUUCUCCAUGAACCUGUACACUGUGUACAUCAUCAAGGGCUACUGGCCACUGGGCGCCGUGGUCUGUGACCUGUGGCUGGCCUUGGACUACGUAGUGAGCAAUGCCUCCGUCAUGAACCUGCUCAUCAUCAGCUUUGACCGCUAUUUCUGCGUCACCAAGCCCCUCACCUACCCUGCCCGCCGUACCACCAAGAUGGCUGGCCUCAUGAUCGCAGCCGCCUGGGUCCUGUCGUUUGUACUAUGGGCGCCUGCCAUCUUGUUUUGGCAGUUUGUGGUGGGCAAGAGGACCGUGCCGGACAACCAGUGCUUCAUCCAGUUCCUGUCCAACCCGGCAGUGACCUUUGGCACGGCCAUCGCCGCCUUCUACCUGCCCGUGGUCAUCAUGACGGUUCUCUAUAUCCACAUCUCCCUGGCCAGCCGCAGUCGAGUUCACAAGCACCGGCCCGAGGGCCCCAAGGAGAAGAAGGCCAAGACCCUGGCCUUCCUCAAAAGCCCCCUGAUGAAACAGAGUGUUAAGAAGCCCCCACCGCCUGGGGAAGUGGCCAGGGAGGAGCUGCGCAAUGGAAAGCUGGAGGAGGCCCCUCCGCCUGCCCUGCCACCACCCCCACGCCCCAUGGCUGACAAGGACACGUCCAAUGAAUCCAGCUCGGGCAGCGCCACCCAGAACACCAAGGAACGGCCACCCACGGAGCUGUCCACUGCCACGGAGGCCACUACACCUGCCCUGUCUGCCCCGCCCCUGCAGCCAAGGACCCUCAACCCGGCUUCCAAGUGGUCCAAGAUUCAGAUUGUGACAAAGCAGACAGGCAAUGAGUGUGUAACAGCCAUUGAGAUCGUACCCGCCACGCCGGCUGGCAUGCGCCCGGCUGCCAACGUGGCCCGCAAGUUCGCUAGCAUUGCUCGCAACCAAGUGCGCAAAAAGCGGCAGAUGGCAGCUCGGGAGCGCAAGGUGACUCGGACCAUCUUCGCCAUCCUCCUGGCCUUCAUCCUCACCUGGACGCCCUACAAUGUCAUGGUCCUGGUGAACACCUUCUGCCAGAGCUGCAUCCCCGAGACUGUGUGGUCCAUUGGUUACUGGCUCUGCUAUGUCAACAGCACCAUCAACCCUGCCUGCUACGCGCUCUGCAAUGCCACCUUCAAAAAGACUUUCCGGCACCUGCUGCUGUGCCAGUAUCGGAACAUCGGCACCGCCAGGUAGGCAGGCAGCAGAGCCCUAGGAGGGGCUGGUGUCGCAUGUGUGUGCUGGCUGGGGGACCGCACCGCGACCCAGGCUCACCUGCCAUGGGGGCAGAUGGCUGGAGCCCCCGCUCUUAUGGGCGCUGCAAGGCUGUGGAAGAGGAUGGAGGGCUCGAGGAGCCCAGGAGGUACCAGCUGCAUUCAGGGACCAGGUCUCUGCUCAGGCUGAGCAGGGGCAGCCCCCAGGAGUGUCUGACCUGGGACCCCUCCCUGGCCCAUCGUCCAGCCUCAGAGCACAGGGCAUACUGGCCUGGGCGGGAGCAAGCGGGCACCUGCUGCAUGGCGUCUAGCCGCAGGCAGAGCCAAGGGAAUAAACAUCUGGACAGGGGUGUGUGGAGGAGCCAAGGGGCGGGGCUCCGGAAAGGAGCGGAAAGGCGGGGUCCCCCAUCCUCCUGUCAUCGGUGCUUCCCGUCACCCCCCCCCCCACGCACCCUGCAUGUGGGCUCAACCUCCCCUGACCCCUCUCCCCAAAUCUCUCUGCAGGGGCAGAAAUAGCCUGGCUCCGGAUGGGGAGGGUGAUGUCACGGGAGGUUCAACUCAGGAAGUCUCAGCCUCCUGCAGCUCUGGGCUCAGCCCAGGGGCCAGCUUAGGCUGAAGGCCCCCCUCCCAGGGAGAGGGCAUGGCCCAGGCCCGGGAGGGGUAAGGGUGGUGGGCUGGGCUCCCAUCAUCCCCUACAGAGCUGAGGGAUGCCCUGGGCCCCCAGGGAGGUCA
Messenger RNA from Ochotona princeps (American pika), 2340 nucleotides. It is a transcript of the gene CHRM4, whose product is annotated as cholinergic receptor muscarinic 4. Gene Ontology annotation, cellular component: plasma membrane; dendrite; synapse. Bases 149 to 1591 code for a protein of 480 amino acids. NCBI's taxonomy places the organism in Eukaryota, Metazoa, Chordata, Mammalia, Lagomorpha, Ochotonidae. The transcript is spliced from 2 exons. Gene Ontology annotation, molecular function: G protein-coupled serotonin receptor activity; G protein-coupled acetylcholine receptor activity. Gene Ontology annotation, biological process: adenylate cyclase-inhibiting G protein-coupled acetylcholine receptor signaling pathway; chemical synaptic transmission; regulation of locomotion. The record is from RefSeq and is a predicted model, not a curated record.